Messenger RNA from Ruditapes philippinarum (Manila clam), 1709 nucleotides. RefSeq lists its product as uncharacterized. The transcript has 5 exons. The record is from RefSeq and is a predicted model, not a curated record. NCBI's taxonomy places the organism in Eukaryota, Metazoa, Mollusca, Bivalvia, Venerida, Veneridae. The coding region runs from base 338 to 1069 and encodes 243 amino acids.
AUUCUGGCCCCGGUUUCACAAAGAAUCUUAAGUUAUUACUCAUAAUAUAACUCAAAUUAUGUCUUAAGUCGAAUAAACUACUCAACUGAGUAAGUACCUUUUUGUGCGUUUCACGAAAGAACUUAAGUUUGAACUCAGUUGAGUCGAAAGUUAUAACUCAAAUGAAUCAAGUUAUGACUCAAGCGAUGAUAUUUUCAACGGUAUAAGCUGCCACAUCCGGUAACUCUUCAGCGCUCGCGCAUCAAAAAGGUAAAUAACUCAAAAAGUCCGCGAACAGCUGUCAUCUGUGGUCGUGUCGUCUGUACACAACAGGGAACAUAUUUGUCAACUAAAUUUAAUGGAAAAUAAAUUAAGUAAACGGGCGGCGAAUUGGGGAGAGACAGAACGGGCUUUUGCCAUUCAGUUGAUUCUAGAGAACCUUAAUUCACUGAAUGGAAAAUUUAGGGGGGCAACAAAUGGUGCCAAAGUGAAGCAGAAAACGUGGGAAGACAUUUCUGACCAGUUGAAAGCGUCUGGACAUUCGACAUGUGACAGAACCUCGGCAGACAUUAAAAAGAUGUUUUGCAACAUGAAAAGCAGAGCUAAAGAAAAAUAUGAUCUAAGUAAAAAAACAGGGGGUGGUCCUGUUGUUUCCCUGUCCCCGGUGGAGGAACAGAUUGUUGACCAUCUUCUGGCAAACAACAGAAGCCAGUUGAAAGGGUUGGAAACUGGAAUUGAUUCAAUGUCAAGUCACCCUGAAAAAUUAGUGCAGGAUUUACAUGUUCAUGAAGUGCCUGAUGUCUGCAGUGAAGUUGUUACAGUGCAGGAGGUGUUUGAAGGAGACAAUCUUAUUGACAGCAAUAACAAUACAUUAAGCUAUGUGCCACUUGGAGAGAAAACACAAAACAAGCCAAAGAAAACAAAUGUAUCAGCUAAAAGAAGACAUGAAGACAAAGAAGAUGAGUUGUAUUUACUGGAGAAAAAGAAAAUACAGGCAGAAAUUAACCAAAUAGAACAAAAAACAGAACAUGAUAAAGAACUUUUCUUACUUCAAAAAAAAAUUCUAGAGAAACAAAUCAACCAAUUAUAGAUAUAUUUCAGCCUUGUUGUAUAACUGAAAAGACAUGUUGUGUUAUGCCUUCAGUUGUAUAUCUAUAUGUUAGUCUUUUUGUAUUAUCUUGUACACUUUGCUUGUUUACACCUAAGCAAUAUUCAUGAUGAUAUUGUAAAAUAUUCAUUCCAAGUUGACAAAUCAUUCUUAUUCACUUUAAUUUAAUGAUUCAUUAAAUUUUUGACAGUAAACAGAAACUAUACAAUUUUAUCAAUUGAAGUUUGAUGACAAAUGUAAAUUUUGGUAUAUAUUUCCUACCAAUGUGUUAUUACUUCAAUCAUAUAAUAAAUCAAAAGAAAUAAGAUGCUUAAAAAAUUAAUUCAUCAACAGUAAAACAUCACUUUUAGAGAUGGUAUUUAUUAAGUUUUUUAAGUGUUAUAAAAAACACAUCACUUUAUAUUUCAUUCUUCUUCUUAAUGCACAUGAAAGUUCACAAUUUAGGUAUAUCUUUGAAUCCAUGACUUUUUUUCUUGCUUUUAUAUUUCUGACAAGCAAAAGCAGUAAAUAAGCUUAUCUUUUGUCAACAUUACUUAUGAUGUUCAACACUAAGAUUUAAUAUAGAUUCCGUAAACAUUACAGAUAUAGGGGAUAUUUGUUUGUUUUGCAUGUAAUAUUGAAA